AUGAAUCUAAUUAAGAGAAUUGGUGAUGAAGUUGACGAAAAUGUUGAUGAUGUGACAAAGAAAGCGAGCGAGGGAGCAAGCAAAGCGAAUAAUGGUGCUCCCAAUCGCGCACGCGAGCGAAACAAUGACCCUACCGAGGCGCAUGCUGAUCUAUUUACAGGAUUAGGGAGACUAAGAAAUCAUGAGUAUAGUAUUGCUAUUAGUCAAGAUGUAGAACCUGUUAAGUGCCCGCCGCGAACAAUUCCACAUAAGAUUAGAGAUAAAGUUAAGGAGGAAUUGGCACGCAUGGAAGAAUUAGGUGUUAUAGAGAGAGUAGACAAACCCACCGAAUGGGUUAACCAAAUGACAGUAGUUCAUAAGCCGGAUGGUCGAGUCCGAAUUUGUUUAGAUCCCCGUGGUCUGAACACAGCCAUCCGAAGAGAGCACUUUCCGAUGCCUACUUUUGAACAAGUAGCCGCCCGAAUGGCUGGAGCGCAAGUUUUCUCGAAAUUUGACGCAACAAGUGGAUAUUGGCAACUUCCACUAACUGAGAAGAGUUCGUAUUAUACGACAUUUAAUAGCCCGUUUGGUAGAUAUAGAUACAAAGUCAUGCCAUUUGGUAUAUCAUCUGCCAGUGAAAUUUGGCAAAGAGCAAUGACAGAUGAGUUCGGACAACUCAAAGGAGUAGAAAUCGUAGCAGACGACAUACUUGUCUGGGGAAAAGACGAAAAAGAGCAUGAUGCGAGACUAGAAGCACUGUUAGAGAAAGUAAAAGCAUCAGGGCUCAAGCUGAACAAAGCGAAAUCAGUAAUACGCAAAGAUAGAAUUGAGUAUGUUGGACACGUUAUCUCGAAAGACGGUGUCAAACCGAGUGAUGAUCGAAUCAAAUCGAUACUUGAUCUACCCUACCCGACUAACAAGAAGGAGGUUGAAACCCUUCUUGGCAUGAUGACUUAUCUCGGAAAAUUCAUUCCGAACCUUUCUGAAAUCACAGCGCCAUUGCGACAAUUAACACAGAAAAAUAUAGCUUGGCAUUGGGAACCUGAACAUGCAGAUGCAGUUGAUGCUUUAAAGAAAAAGAUAACAUCAGCCCCAACGCUUAAGCUGUAUGAUGCCCAGAAACCCGUUUCCAUGGCAACCGAUGCCUCGAAUGAAGGGCUAGGUGCAGUAUUGAUGCAUGACGAGUCCUACCCGAUAGCAUACGCAUCUAGACGCGUAAAUGACGCAGAAAGGAAUUAUGCUGCAAUUGAGAAAGAAAUGAGUGCGAUUCUAUUUGCAUGCCGUAAAUUUCAUGACUAUAUAUUUGGACAGAAGGUGACGAUAUUCACCGAUCACAAACCAUUGAUAGGGAUUUUCAGCAAACCAUUGCAUAAACUUAGUCCCAGACUACAGCGAAUGAGGCUCCAUCUCAUGUCAUAUGACAUAGAUUUGCGAUGGAAGCCAGGCAAAGAAAUGUUUGUGCCCGACGCACUAAGCAGACUGCUGCCGGUAAGCAACUCAGAUUUCAAAUCUGAACAGACCCAUGACAUCGCAAUAGAGACAGUCGAUUGCAUAAUGCAAAUGUCAGCCCCUAGACUUGAACAAUUCAAAGUGCAGACGAAACGUGACCCUAUUCUACAAAAGAUAAGCACGUUCAUACGCAAUGGAUGGCCAGAAAGUAAGCGCGAUAUUCCGAACAAUAUCCGUCCAUACUACUCAUUCCGUGAUGAGUUGACAGAAAUUGAUGGCCUUAUCAUGAAAGGUAACAGACUUGUAGUACCAUCUUGUCUACAAAAGGAUAUGUUAGAUGUCCUGCAUCAGUCGCACUUAGGAAUAGUAAAGAUUAAAGCAAGAGCGCGGCAAGUCCUAUUUUGGCCUGGGAUGAGCGCACAAAUUGAAGACAAGGUAGCAAGAUGCAUUACAUGUCAAACUACACGAAAAGCCCAACAGUCUGAACCGCUAAUACCGCACCCAAUGCCUAACCGACCUUGGUCUAAACUUGGGAUGGAUAUAUUUCAUUUGGAUGGAGUCAAUUAUCUUCUUGUAGUAGAUUACUAUUCAAAAUAUCCCGAAAUACAAAUGCUCACAGAAAUGACGUCUCACAAAGUUAUUUCUUCUCUGAAUGAAAUCUUCUCAAGAAACGGUAUACCAGAUACCGUCAUAUCAGACAAUGCCCGUCAAUUUGUUUGUUCUGAAUUUAGGGAGUUCACAAAAAAGUGGGAGAUAAAGCACAUAACAUCCAGUCCCACAUACCCACAAAGUAACGGUCAAGCUGAAAGGUGCGUUCAGACAAUCAAGAUGCUCAUGAAACGAGCUAAGAUGAGUGGGAAUGACCCCAUGUAUGCAUUGCUAGAAUAUAGGAACACACCCAUGGAUGGUUUAAGAGGAUUUGCACCAUCUCAAAUCCUGAAUGGUAGAUUAUUGAGAAGUUGCAUUCCAGUACAGUCAUCCCUUCUCUGCCCUCAGGCUAUACCCCCGUUGCAAACUGAGCUAAAAGAAAGACAAAGAAAGCACAUGGCAAACUUCAAUUCAAGAGCCAGACCCAGUUCCCUUUCCCCAUUGCGAACCAAUCAAAAGGUUAUAUUUCGUGCAAAGCCAGGCACGUGGCAAUCUGGUUACAUAACCAGCACAGCGCAGACCCCAAGAAGCUACAAUGUAAAGACAGAACAAAGAGAGUAUAGAAGAAAUAGAAAACAUAUUCGACCAAUGCCCCCUUCCCCUUCCACAUCCAGCGCCCAAAGCUGCAGCGCGCCUUUGUCACGUCAACAACGCGAUCAACAAAAUGAUCAACGAUCACAGAGACAUGAAACAAUCACACUCUCAAAGCCCACAACCACUCGAAGUGGAAGGGUAUCCAAACCACCUGAGCGUCUGCAAUUGUAA
Lytechinus variegatus (green sea urchin) is the source of this 2841-nucleotide messenger RNA. RefSeq lists its product as uncharacterized. Gene Ontology annotation, biological process: DNA integration. The coding region runs from base 1 to 2841 and encodes 946 amino acids. The record is from RefSeq and is a predicted model, not a curated record. The transcript has a single exon. NCBI's taxonomy places the organism in Eukaryota, Metazoa, Echinodermata, Echinoidea, Temnopleuroida, Toxopneustidae. Gene Ontology annotation, molecular function: nucleic acid binding.